GCUACACACGGAUGCACCAUAAUAGGCAGUAAUCGCGUGGAAUCUGAUCGCCUUGUUCUCUUCUCUUCUUCUUCUUCCUCCUCCUCUUCAUGGAGAAAUCGAAGCCAACCCUCCUCCUCCUCAUCCUCGUAGUCAUCUUCGAAGCCGCUCCCGUCGCCGUCUCUGCCGAGAAGUUCGUCGUCGGGGACAAGCAGCGCUGGGCGCCCAACGUCAACUACACCGCCUGGUCCGACAGCCACAGCUUCCAUGUCGGCGAUUGGCUCGUGUUCUACUACGAGAAGGGGAUGUACGACGUGAUGGAGGUGAACGCGACGGCGUACGAGGCGUGCGCGGCGGACGACCCCAUCGUUAACUGGAGCCGGGGCGACUCCUUCGCUUACCAGCUCAACCGCACCGGGCGUUACUACUUCAUCUGCAGCCGCGGCUACUGCUACGGCGGCAUGAAGGUGAGCAUCCUUGCGGAGACCAUCCCGCCGCUGGCGCCCUCCCCCCGGCCUCAGGAUGAUUCCGCCGCCGUCCCAAGCGCCCCCCGGCGUUUUUCCGCGUGGAUAGCCGCCGUCUCUGGUGCCGUGGCUUUGGCGCUCGUGCUCUGGUUUCCCUGACGAGCGCGUCGUCGUCUUCCCCGGGUGUAGGGUUGUGUUGAGGUGACCCCGAUGUCACGUUUAUUUCCAUGAAUGCCCUCAUGCACAAACUGGAAUUGCUAAUCCGGGAUUAAAUAAC
This is a messenger RNA of Musa acuminata subsp. malaccensis (wild Malaysian banana), 720 nucleotides long. RefSeq names its product early nodulin-like protein 17. Gene Ontology annotation, molecular function: electron transfer activity. Lineage: Eukaryota; Viridiplantae; Streptophyta; Magnoliopsida; Zingiberales; Musaceae. Gene Ontology annotation, cellular component: plasma membrane. The record is from RefSeq and is a predicted model, not a curated record.